Drosophila albomicans is the source of this 2097-nucleotide messenger RNA. Its product is annotated as BUD13 homolog. NCBI's taxonomy places the organism in Eukaryota, Metazoa, Arthropoda, Insecta, Diptera, Drosophilidae. Gene Ontology annotation, cellular component: RES complex; U2-type spliceosomal complex. Gene Ontology annotation, molecular function: RNA binding. The record is from RefSeq and is a predicted model, not a curated record. Gene Ontology annotation, biological process: mRNA splicing, via spliceosome.
AUGCAAAAACCAAAAAUGGGUAGUCGCUUCUAACCAGGGACUCCGCACUUUUUCGUUAGCUACUUGGUAUGUACCAUGGUACCAAUAAAAUACUUUUGCAACAGCUGUUUUGGUGCAUGUGUGUGUGGGUUAGUGUACGUUUACUGAAAAUAAGAGAAAUGCGCUUGGAACAAUUUUAAGAUGUCCACACAAAAUAGUGCUAAAGUUAUAAAUCAAAAAGAAUAUUUAAAGAAAUAUCUGUCUGGCGAUAAGGAGGGCAAGAAGAAAAAGAAACACAAAAAGAACAAAAAGACGCAACAGACCAAAGUAAAAAUAAUCGACGACGACGCACACGAUUCCAACAAUGAGGAAAUGGAUGAAGAUUUGUUAUUUGGCGGCGAAGAUGCACCCCAAAUUGUUGGCGAAUACAUCGAGGAAAACCCUGAUGCUGUGCGCAGUAAGUGGCGCAAUAUUGCCGUGAAGGAGCCGAAAUCCGAGUCAGACACCGAAACAAAUCCCAACGAAAGAAAACCAACCACAAGCGAAGAUGAUUUAUGGGGUCGCAAGGCGUCGACAAUCAAAAUCAAAGAGGAACGUUCACCACCCGCCAUUAGAAUUAAGGAGGAGCGUGGCAGCAUCUGUCCAAGGGAACGAAGCCCACUAGCCAUCCGCAUUAAGCAGGAGAAACGCAGCAGUUCCCGUGAACAAGGUCAGAGUCCAGCGAGAAGAAUUCCGAAGUCGCCACAACGGCAGCGGCGUAACUCUGAUCAAAGUCCGCCAAGACGUCAAAGGAAUGAGCAUCAGUCUGGAGCAAGAAAACGAAAUAAUGCUGAUUCAAGUUCGCCAAGAAGACGUUUGGAUGCGGAACAAGAUCAAUCUCCUGUGCGCAAAAGACGCAACUCGGAUCAAAGUCCACCCAGGAGUCAUAGAGAUCUGGAUCAAAGCCCGCCCAGGCGUAAAAAAGAUGCGGAUCAAUCUCCACCUAGGCGACGUAAUGCUGCGGAUCAAUCUCCACCUAGGCGGCAACGUGCAGCUGAGAAAAGCCCGCAUCGCCGACGACGAGACUCAGAUCAAAGUCCACCCAGGCGUCGUCUGGAAGCAGAUCAAUCUCCACCCAGGCGACGACGCGAUUCCGAUCAAAGCCCGCCAAGACGCCAACGAGGCGCUGAUCAAUCGCCUCCUCGCCGCAGACGUGACUCCAAUCAUUCCCCGCCUCGUCGUCGCCGUAGUUCCGAUCAAAGCCCACCAAGACGUCGCCAUGGAGGAAACCAAAGUCCACCCAGGCGACGCAGGGAAACAGAUAACAGUCCGCCCAGGAGACGUCGCUCCAACAGCAGAGAUCGUUCUCCCAGACGACACAGUCGCGAUCAAUCUCCAGCUAGGCGAAUUAAAAAGGAAGAGCGCACAAAUAGUCGUUGGGGCAAGGAGAAGUCGCCAUCGAUGUCGCCGCCGCCCACUCAUAAACCCAAAACGCAGCACACGCUGGAUGGCAAGAAGGCGGGAUUGCAAAAUGCUCAGUCGUUAAAGCAGGAAACAGAGCAACGACGACGCGAAGAGCACGAGAGAUUCGAGAAAAUGUCAAGCGAUGUGUCCGGACGCAAUGCCGAGGUGCAGAUUCGCAGUACUGGGCGUCGCGGAAGACGAGCACGUGAUGCCGCUGCCGAGGAUCCGGCUGAGCUGAAACGCAAGGAGGCGCAUGAACAAAAGAAAAAAGAGCUUUACGAUCGCUGGGGAAAAGGACUCAAGCAGCUAGAGGCGCAACAGGAGCGACACGCAGAGAUGGCACACGAGGCGGCCAAGCCGGUGGCCCGCUAUGCCAACGACGAAGAUCUAGAUCGGCACUUGCGGGAACAGGAGCAUGCGGAUGAUCCAAUGUUGGCGUAUAUGCAAGCGAAACGCAAGAAACAGGAGCAGCUAUCGAAUAAACCCGUGAUGCCUGUUUAUGCGGGCAGUUAUCCGGAGAAUCGCUUUGGCAUACGGCCGGGCUAUCGUUGGGAUGGCGUCGAUCGUUCCAAUGGCUAUGAACAGCGCUGGUUUGACAAGCAGAACGAGCGACGAGCUGUGCAGGAUGAAGCGUACAAAUAUAGUGUAGAGGAUAUGUAAAUUUGCAUUUCAAAU